This is a messenger RNA of Penicillium daleae, 474 nucleotides long. RefSeq lists its product as uncharacterized. The record is from RefSeq and is a predicted model, not a curated record. The coding region runs from base 1 to 474 and encodes 157 amino acids. NCBI's taxonomy places the organism in Eukaryota, Fungi, Ascomycota, Eurotiomycetes, Eurotiales, Aspergillaceae. The transcript has a single exon.
AUGUGGGAAUUCCUCAAAUCCCCCUCCCGCCGCCGCCGCGAAGCCCAAGAACGCCUCGCAGAACAAGUCCGCAGAGACAAAGAAGCUCUCAAAGAGCAGGAGCGCCUUUGCGAAGCUGCCGCUAAAACUGCCGCUGCUGCGCCCGUCACUCCGGCGUAUAAACCAUACUAUCCGCCAUCAACUACCAAGACAUCGCGGGUGUCACGGGGAUCGGGGUACUCGGGUGGGGGCUCGUCUGGGGGUGGAUAUGUAGGUGAUUCGGGGGGUUCUUAUGGAGGGGUGGUGGAUAUGGAGAUGGUGGGGGUUCGAGUUCUGGGGGCUGUUCGGGGGGUUCGUCUGGUGGGGAUGGUGGCGGUGGUGGAGGUGGAGGGGGUGGGGAUGGAGGCGGUUGCUGAGUAUUUGUUUCCAUAUAUACUGGACUAUCAUGUCUCUGGGAAAGUUCGUUGGAAGAGUGGGUUCGUUUUGAUGCUUUAG